Entrophospora sp. SA101 is the source of this 4119-nucleotide messenger RNA. NCBI's taxonomy places the organism in Eukaryota, Fungi, Glomeromycota, Glomeromycetes, Entrophosporales, Entrophosporaceae. The record is from the annotation of a GenBank genome assembly.
AUGAAAGAACUUGUUCUUGAACAAGCCCCAAGAAAAAUUAAACACAUUCAAUUUAGUGUACUUUCUCCACAAGAAAUUGUUAAAAAUGCACAUUUGGCAAUUACACAUCGAGAUCUAUUCAAUGAUAAUAGAGCUCCAAUGGAAAACGGUGUCUUAGAUACACGUUUAGGUACCUCUGAUCAUGAUAGGUCAUGUGAAACCUGCGGUGAAAAAAUGGCACAAUGCAUUGGCCAUUUCGGUUAUAUUAAAUUGAUUUUACCAGUGUUUCAUAUUGGUUAUUUCAAAGCUGUUAUACAAAUGUUACAAAAUAUUUGCAAGACUUGUAGUCGUGUAUUACUGGAGGAAAAUGAUUGUAGAUUAUUCCUUAAGAGACUAAGAAGCUCAAAAGAAGCACCAUCAAGGCAAAAAAUUGAAAAAUCUGUAAAUGCAUUAUGUAAAAAGACUGUCAAAUGUCCAUAUUGUGGUGCAAUUAAUGGUUCUGUGAAAAAAGUUGGUGCAAUAAAAAUUAUUCAUGAAAAAUACAAAUCAAAAAAAGCUCAAGAAGAACAUGAAAAAUUUAAAAUUGCCUUUGGAAAUGCUAUUGAACAUACACCUGAAUUAAAAUCUCAUUUACAUAAAGCACAGGAUGACUUAAAUCCUUUAAAAGUUCUGGAGCUAUUCAAAGGGAUUUCUGAUGAGGAUUGUGAAUUACUUGGAUUGGAUCCAAAAAGUUCUCGUCCAGAUACAGAAGACGACUUAACUGUAAAAUUGUCAGAAAUAGUUCAGACAAAUACUAAUAUAACAGCUGCACUAUCUAAAGGAGUUACUAUUUCACAAUUAAUGGAACAAUGGGAUUAUUUGCAACUUACAAUUGCAAUGUACAUAAAUAGUGAGAUGGCAGGAUUAGGAAAUAUGGCGGGGAUAAAACCAAGUAGAGGUUUAUGUCAGAGAUUAAAAGGAAAACAAGGCAGAUUUCGUGGAAAUUUGUCUGGUAAACGUGUUGACUUUUCUGGCCGUACAGUUGCAGUACCAGAACUUGUUGCAAAAAUUUUGACAUAUCCAGAAAGAGUUUUUGCUCAUAAUAUUGUAAAAUUACAAAAAUGUAUUAUAAAUGGUGCAGAUAUUCAUCCUGGUGCUAAUUUUAUUAAACAUAAAAAUGGUGGCAAGAGGUUUGUGAAAUAUGCUGAUCAAUCAGUAAGAGAAGCAAUUGCUGCUGAACUGCAAAUUGGUGAUGUGGUGGAGCGUCAUCUGAGAGAUGGGGAUGUUGUCUUAUUUAAUAGACAACCUUCUCUUCAUAAACUUAGUAUAAUGGCACAUUAUGUUAAAGUUAAGCCGUGGAGAACUUUUCGAUUUAAUGAGUGUGUUUGUAAUCCUUACAAUGCUGAUUUUGAUGGUGAUGAAAUGAAUCUUCAUGUACCUCAAACUGAGGAGGCACGUAUAGAAGCAAUAGAACUUAUGGGUGUCAAAAAGAACCUAGUAACUCCAAGAAACGGAGAUCCUAUCAUUGCAGCUAUUCAAGAUUUUGUCACAUCCUCUUUUUUAAUUACUAAAAAAGAUGUCUUUUACAAUCGUGCACAAUUUUUACAAAUCUGCUCAUAUAUGGCAGAUGCUGCUAUACACAUUGAUAUACCACCACCUACAAUAUGGAAACCUGUUAAACUAUGGACUGGAAAGCAAGUAUUUAAUGUAUUAAUGUGUCCUAAUAAAAAAUCUAAUGUGUUGGUUAAUCUUGAAGCUAAAGGAAGGCUAUUUGAAAAAAAAGAAGGAAGGAUUUUUGAUCUUUGUCCAAAUGAGGGUUAUGUAGUUAUUCAGAAUAGUGAGAUAAUGUGUGGUGUUAUUGAUAAAUCUUUAGUAGGUGAUGGUAAUAAACAUUCACUGUUUUACACAAUACUUUGUGAUUAUGGAUCUGAGGAAGCAGCUAAUGCUAUGAAUCGUUUGUCUAAAUUAUGUUCACGUUGGUUGGCAAAUCAUGGUUUCUCAAUAGGAAUAAAUGAUGUUCAACCUGGUGAACAGUUAAGGGAGAAAAAAGAUCAUCUGAUUGAAAUGGCAAAUAAAGCAUGUGAUGAUCUUAUUGAACUUUCAAAGUCUGGUAAAUUGGAAAAUCAGCCUGGGUGUAAUGAAGGGCAAACACUUGAAGCUCAUAUUUCUGGUGUUCUAUCAAAAGUCCGUGAUGAUGCUGGUCAGAUUUGUAUGACUGAGCUAAACAGACACAAUUCACCUUUAAUUAUGGCCACAUGUGGAUCAAAAGGCUCAAAAAUUAAUGUUUCUCAAAUGGUUGCUUGUGUUGGUCAACAAAUUAUAAGCGGUAGUCGUAUUCCUGAUGGAUUUCAAGAUCGUUCACUGCCUCAUUUUCCAAAACAUUCAAAAACACCUGCUGCAAGAGGAUUUGUUCGAAACAGCUUUUAUAGUGGUCUAACUCCUACAGAGUUUUUAUUUCAUGCCAUUUCAGGUCGUGAAGGUCUUGUGGAUACUGCUGUAAAAACUGCUGAAACUGGUUAUAUGCAAAGAAAAUUGAUGAAGGCCUUAGAAGAUCUUGUGAUUCAUUAUGAUAUGUCUGUUAGGAAUUCAUCAGGUGGAAUGGUCCAAUUUUAUUAUGGUGAUGAUGGUUUGGACCCAGCAUUUCUUGAAGACAAUGUUUUACCAGUAGACUUGAAACGAAAUUUACAACAUGUUAUUAAUAUUACUUCAUCAGUGAACGAGAAAGCUCUUUUACCAUUUGAAAUAUUAGAAAUAACAGAAAAAAUAUUAGAAAGUAAAAAUUAUGUGGAAUCAUGUACAGAAUCAUAUAUAAACUUAUUGAAGGAGUUUAUUAAAAAAGAAAUUGUUGAUAAACUUGUUGCAACACGUGAAGCAUAUGGAUUAAUGAGAUGUAAUGAAAAAAUUGAUGAUGAAUACUUGGAUGUUGAAAUGGCAUGUGAUGCUGUUAUGAAGAAUGUUGUAAAUAAUGUACUUAAAAUUACCAAAUCACAGUUAUUAAAAUUUUUAGAUGUAAAUUUAUACAAAUUUAUAAGAUCAAAAAUUGAACCAGGGACUGCUGUUGGAGCACUUGGUGCACAAUCCAUUGGUGAGCCUGGUACUCAGAUGACUCUUAAAACUUUUCAUUUUGCUGGUGUAGCCUCUAUGAACAUUACUCUCGGUGUUCCACGUAUAAAAGAGAUUAUUAAUGCUUCUAAAACAAUAAGUACACCGAUAAUUACUUGUAAACUUGUUAAUGAUGUUGAUGUAAAAUCUGCUAGAAUUGUAAAAGGUCGUUUGGAGACAACUUAUUUGGGAGAUAUUGCCAAAUAUAUUGAUGAAAUUUAUGAACAAGAUCAAUGCUAUCUAGCAAUAAAAUUAGACUUAGAUGCAGUUACAAAACUUCAGUUGGAAACCAAUAUAAAAGAUAUUGCAAAGGCAAUUGUUAAUGAUCGAAAGUUAAAAUUGGAAAGUUCUAAUAUUCGAGUUUCUUCUAAUGAUCAAAUCAAUGUGUAUGUACCUGAUAAAGAAAUAAUGAAAGAUCCAUGCUGCCUAUAUUAUAGAUUACAGGUACUUAAACGUGCUUUACCCAAAGUUAUUGUUAAAGGUAUUCAAACUGUAACAAGAGCUGUUAUCAGUGAAGCAAAAGCAGAUAGGAAACAAUUACUUGUUGAAGGAUAUGGUUUGCGAGAUGUAAUGACAACCGAAGGUAUUGUAGGUACUGAAACAACCAGUAAUAAUGUUAACGAAGUUCACAAAGUUUUGGGAAUUGAAGCAGCUAGGAAUACAAUCAUUCAAGAAAUUCAAUAUACUAUGGGUCGCCAUGGUAUGAACAUUGACCCAAGACAUGUUAUGUUACUGGGUGAUAUUAUGACAUAUAAGGGAGAGGUGUUGGGAAUUCAUAGAUUUGGUAUAUCAGAUAUGAAGAGUAGUGUGCUGAUGUUGGCAUCAUUUGAAAAAACAACAGAUCAUUUAUUUGAUGCAGCUUUGCAUGGUAAAACAGAUUGUCUUGAGGGUGUUAGUGAAUCAAUUAUCAUGGGUAUACCAAUGCAACUUGGGACAGGAUUAUUUAAGUUGAUAAGAAAAUCCCACUUAGGUGAUGAAAGGCCACAAAGAAGAAAAUUAUUAUUUGAUAAUAGUGAACACCACGUAAAUUUCUUAUAUGAUUCAUCACAAGUUUUAUAG